This is a messenger RNA of Schistosoma haematobium, 3924 nucleotides long. RefSeq lists its product as uncharacterized. NCBI's taxonomy places the organism in Eukaryota, Metazoa, Platyhelminthes, Trematoda, Strigeidida, Schistosomatidae. Bases 1 to 3924 code for a protein of 1307 amino acids. The transcript has 17 exons. The record is from RefSeq and is a predicted model, not a curated record.
AUGAGAUUUACGAGUAACAAUCGUUUACCAAAAAACACGCCAAUAUACGCCUACGCCAAAUUAUUCGCCCAAUUCUGCUUAUUAUCUGAAGAAUUGGAGAGAUGGCUUAAAAGAGUUUGUAAAAUGGCUUUCGAAGGACGUUUGUCCCAUGUUAGUCGUUCAGAAUCUUACAUGAAUCAGAAUUACCUUGGAUGUAUUAACAAUCGAGACGUUGACCUUAAUCGUUUACGUUCCCUGGCCAACCAGCUUUUGGUUAUGUCCGGAAAGACCUCUGAUUACGCAACUGAACCAGUGGAAGAUUUUCUUGGGGUCAAUAUUUCCAGUAGAUUUCAAGAAAUCGAAACCAUAUGGAGUGAUAUUACAAGUCUCGUUCAACCGAUGAGCUUAUUUCACGACCCAUCACGUACAAUAAAAGAUGUUGAACUGGACGUUCAAGAAACUGAGGCUAAGCUUCGCUCAAUCAGUAGACGAUCUUUUGACCUACAGACCGUACUAACCAAGUCGAUCAGAGGAACAUGUGACUUAAAUUCAUAUAUGAGUGUACUUGAGGCGGAGCAUAUCUCUCUCAAACGAUCUAUGCAAACACUGUCCGCCGCUAGCUGUAUACUUUCACAGCUCCAUAUGUUUAGUAUCGAAAAUAAUCUGCAUUCAUAUGGAGGUGAAACUUUUGAUUUGCUUAUCUGCAGACUUACUGAGAAUAUCAACAAGUUAACUGACGGAGGCUGGUCUCUUUGGUGUAUGCACCUGGAGUUACGUGAACGCUGGAAGUAUUUAUCUAAAGGUCGAAGUUCUUUUGAAAAUGUGAGUUAUCAUUUCGUACACAAUCUGUUAAAUAACUGGAGUAAUAUUUAUUGGCCGGUAAUUGUUCAUGUCAGUCUUAUCUCCAGAUUUGUAACGUGGUAUGAUGUGCGCGGUUUUCCAACAGUAAGGCUGAAUUUUGAUGUGAACAAUCGGAUCGAUUAUUCAACUUCCAGUGUAUAUUCACUGUGUUGUUCAGAAUCAGGAUUUGCAAGUGAUGCUGACCAAUUCCUAACUUGUCAAGCAGUAGACCAAUUAGGUUUAUCUAAUUCUAAUUUUGUUAUUUCUGAUUUAUUCACUACGAAGUCCAAAAAUAGAAAAUCAUUUUCUUCUGUAAAUGAUAAUAUUCUUUCUCAAUCCUCGGACUGUUUAUGGACUGCCAAUACAGAUUCAAAUGAUUCAGACGCAAUCAGUGAUUCACCUUCUGGUUUAUUCCAUGAAAUUUAUAAUCGUACACCAACUAAAUUGGUCAGUUCUUCUAUGGAGCCUAAUGGGAAGAGUGACGAUAAUGAUAAUGACAAGACUAAUAAAUAUAAAUACUCUGCAAAACAGCCGAAAUGUCCGUUUGAUAUUUGUUUCGAACAAACAAAUUCCUUAGAAGAUUUUAACCGUGAUAACCUGAGCAUGCAUGUAGCAGAUACUCAUGAUUUGGGUUCUCUUUAUUCACGUUUUCAUUCCAGUGAUUCUGGAUUGAAACGCAAAUGCUCUUCUGCAAAUCGAAUUCGGCUUAAUUCUUGGAGUGGAGAAGAUAUAUUUAAGAUGCCCAUUGGUAUUUUUUCCUCAAAGGAUCAUCAACGUCUUCAAUUCAUAGCAACAUGUGGUUUUUCUUCCCCUGGCACUUUAACUAGUCCUAAACAAUACAAUUAUAGAAAGUUACGAAGAAAUUCAUUUUCGUCUUUGUUACCCCGUAUAGAUCACCAUUCAAAUCCAAAUACUGUUGAUCUACGUGAAACAGCGAAUUAUAAUUUGAAUGGCACUACCUGCUCAGAGUUAUUACCAACUACCGAAUUCAAGUCAAAUCUAUUUCGUUCCAAUUCUCAACAAUCCCCUGAUCUUUUAUCAAUAAUUAUUCCUCCGAAUAAUUCAAACGAUAAUCAUAGUAUCAAUGGUAAUAAUAAUUCUGAACAUGUUGAAAUAUCAAAGAACUUUAAUCAUGUUCAUAAGGACCAUGGUCUGGUGUAUGGUAUCCAUGUUCAUUUCGAUGAAAAACCCUCUAACAUUCAUAGGGACGAUAAUAAUGCUGAUGGACUGGAAUGGGAUGAUUUGGGUGAUUUACAAAUUGCAAAGUCUGAUUCCCCAUCACUGUUGCCAAGUAAUGAAUCAGCCGACACAUUGAAUGGAUCUAUUCUUCCCUGCUCUCCACUUACCCUUGCUGCUGAGGCAUUAGUUUCUCCUCGUUUUCAGUUAACUGAACCCCACGUUCAGCAUCUCAGUCAAAUUGUUAACUCACAACAAAAAUCUCACGCAGAGGUCUCUUUACAUCCCUCACAUCAUUCAGAAAUUUCCAUACUAAUAAACAAUUUAUCUGUCAGUCAAAAUAAUUCUUAUUCUCCAGAAUCAGUGAAAUCCUGGGAACAAACUAUUGAGGUACAGAAGUGUGAUUCGUCUUGUGCUAAUAUUGAUUUUCUUGAAUUGCAUACACCUGCACAUCCUGAUACAAUAGUAAAUAAUAACGAAGCAUAUUGUUACAAUCGGGGCAACAAUAAUCAUACUAAAUUAGGAGCUGCUUCUGUCAUGGAUUUGCCCGAUAGUUCGUUGGUAAAGGAAGCUGAUAUUCUCCCUCUUUUAACGUCAAUACGUCGGGACGCGUUUCCACUUAUUAAACUAUUAUUACGUUUAGAAGAAAAAUCUGUGACUGGACUUUUGGAUUCGGCUUUGCAAGUUAAUGAAAAUCCAUGCUCACAAAAAUUGGAGGACGAGCGUCGACAACUGGAUAUUGAUAAAAGUUAUCUCAUGCAUUAUGGUAAACGUCUUACUCAGUGGACUUAUACUAUGGAUAAGUUAUUGGAUUCUUUUCGAUCUGAGGAAGCAGACUAUAAGACACAAUCACAAACUUCAUUAUCAAUCGCUUUAAAUACAUUUGGUGAUUGGUUAUUAGCUCUUAAGGCAAGACAUACUAUGGCUUUUUGGGUUGUAAAUUGGCGUUCAUCUAUGUUUGAUCAUUUGGUGGGAGAAAGCUAUGACGCGAAUGUAUCGUUGUUGGGCAUGAAACAACGUGUUCAGACAGCGAUUCAUAGAGCGCAGGCGGUAUUGAAACCACUUCUACAGUCUUAUGAUGAGUUUACGUCAUCUGCUGAUAAUAUUGACCACUGCUUAAAUGAAAUACAUUCUGAUCUUGGUGUAAUUUCAACCUAUUCAUCCAACGAGUUCGUAAACACUUUAGAAGAACUACGUGAUUUAAAUGAAAAUCUAUGGACUAUCCAGUCACGUUUGGGUUCAUGUUACUUAUUCAAUGACUUCUGGAAAUUUUCCUGUAAAUCAAACAUUCUUGUACAACAUGAUAGUCAUGAUCAUCAUGGUAAAGAAUUGAAUGUCAAUAUAUCAAAAUGCUCCAUUACCAAUUUAAUUCAUUUUUCUUGUGAACUUCGUCAGAAAAUUCUAACUAUGAUUCGUGAUUUAGAAUCGGCAAUAAUUAACAAAUCAAAUGCAAUUAUAGUUAAAACAAAAUACUUGUCAAUUUACCAUGCAAAACAACACUUAAUUGAUUCAACUAUUCCUUUUAUUGUAGAAAAAGACAAAGAAGUGAUUGACAGUAUGAUCUCAUCAAAUGACUCGGUACAGUUGGACAACUAUUAUCUCGAUACUGCAGUUGGUCAUUUACACUCACGUUCUUUUCACGAAUCACUGUAUUACACAUUUUUCUCACAAACUUAUUCUAAUAUUUUACCACAUUUUAUAUUCAGUAUCGAUAAACGGUCAUUCGGAAGAUGCUUCUUAAUCUUUUUACUUAUUUCUAUUGUAUUUAUUCUAUUUGAAUCGUUCUUUGGUGAACGUUCCAUAAUUUCGCUAAAGUCUCUUGGUAAUGGUUGUCAUAGUGAUGGUCCGGUCGUUGAACUAAGCACAAAUCAUUUAGUGAAAUUCUUUACCUGUUUUCAACUUCCCAAUUCAAACAAUGUGAUUUGGUAA